UCCAUAAUCGAUCGACAAUCUCUCUCAACAUUUUUCAUCGAACCCUUCGCGCACCGCCGUCUCUGUCGCCGGGAAAUAACUUCAAUCGCCGGAAUAAAUGGCGGGAAAGAGCAGGAUUCUGUUCAUCGGAGGCACUGGUUACAUUGGGAAACACAUAGUGGAGGCGAGCGCCAGAGCCGGCCACCAAACCCUCGUUCUCGUCAGGGAUUCCACGCUCUCGAGCCCUUCGAGAUCGACGAUCAUCGAUAAUUUCAAAAAUCUGGGCGUCCAAUUUCUCCUCGGAGAUUUGUUUGAUCACGAGAACUUGGUGAAUGCGAUAAAGCAAGCGGACGUGGUGAUAUCAACAGUUGGACACUCGCUCUUGGGGCAUCAAGACAAGAUCAUCUCUGCAAUCAAAGAAGCCGGCAAUGUCAAGAGGUUCUUUCCAUCUGAGUUUGGGAAUGAUGUGGACCGUGUCCAAGUUGUUGAACCUGCAAAAUCAUCUUACACUACAAAGGCCAGAAUCCGCCGUACUAUCGAGGCCGAGGGUAUUCCGUACACAUACGUCUCUUGCAACUUCUUCGCUGACUACUUCCUCCCGACAUUAGCUCAGCCAGGUGCGACAUCUGCUCCCCGAGAUAAAGUCUUCGUCAUGGGUGAUGGUAACCAGAAAGCUGUAUUCAACAAGGAAGAAGAUAUCGCCGCUUACACGAUAAAAGCAGUUGAUGAUCCAAGAACAUUGAACAAGAUCCUAUACGUGAGGCCAACUGUGAACACCUACUCCUUCAACGAUCUUGUCUCUUUGUGGGAGAAAAAGAUUGGGAAAACGCUGGAGAGGAUCUACAUUCCAGAGGAGCAGCUCCUCAAAAACAUACAAGAAGCUUCUCCUCCCAUGAACGUGAUUCUGUCGCUGUGCCAUUGCGUGUUGGUCAAAGGAGGCCACACAAGCUUUGCCAUUGACCCUUCGUUUGGAGUGGAGGCUUCCCAGCUUUACCCUGAUGUCAAAUACACCACCGUGGACCAGCUCCUCAACCAGUACGUUUAAUUUAGAUUCCACCAUGGAACAUGAAACCUCUAUUUUCUACCUUCUAAGAAAUUAAGAAACGAAACAUUUAUAAUUUUAA
Messenger RNA from Tarenaya hassleriana, 1103 nucleotides. Its product is annotated as isoflavone reductase homolog. Lineage: Eukaryota; Viridiplantae; Streptophyta; Magnoliopsida; Brassicales; Cleomaceae. The transcript is spliced from 4 exons. The record is from RefSeq and is a predicted model, not a curated record. Gene Ontology annotation, molecular function: oxidoreductase activity. Bases 98 to 1024 code for a protein of 308 amino acids.